AUGCUAGUCAAUGUCAUAUUGGCUGCAUUAGCAACCCCAUUAGUCGCAUUUUCUGCUAUCUCACGCUACAAUCCCGACGACCGUCCUUUCGAGUUGCAUGCUCGUCUUACGAAGGUCACUGCUACUGAGAAUGCAGACGGUUCAUGUUACGCUCAUACCAUGGCAACCAAUGAAAAUUGUCAAUUUUUAAUGGAGAAGUUUUCAAUAACUCAGAAUGAUCUCUAUUCUUUCAACAAAAACACAUUUGGAUGGAUGGGCUGCGGAACUGGUUACCCAUUAAAAGGCGAUAAAGUAUGCGUUAGCACUGGAACACCUCCUAAACCUGCAGUAAAUAACAAUGCAGAAUGUGGUCCACAAGCACCUGGUUCUUUAUAUAAUUCCAAGUGCCCACUUAAUGCCUGUUGCAGUCAAUAUGGCUACUGUGGUGUAAGUAGUGCUUUUUGCCUGGUUACGAAGAGCCCUACUGGUGCACCAGGAACAACACUGUGUCUUUCAAAUUGCGGUUACGGUCUGCUACCAAAUAAGCCGGUAGCAACUUUCAAGAAUGUAGGGUAUUGGAUGAACAGUGGGGGAAGCCUUGCGAUGGACCCUUCCAAACUUGCUCAGUACAAUUUCGACAUAGUUCAUUAUGGAUUCAUUCCUGUGAGUGCGGCAUUCGUUGUCGAUAGUGGAAGCACUUUUAACACCAAGUUCAGUUCAAUUAAGUCCAAAAAAGUUGCAUCAUUUGGUGGAGCAGGUGGCUCGAGUUACUUCUCUUCAGGGGCUACUGCAACAAACAGGAAGAAAUUGGCAACUAAUAUUGUCCAAUUUUUAGCUGCUCAUAAUUUGGAUGGAAUAGAUCUCGAUUGGGAAUAUCCUACAAGUUCUACAGAUGGUAAUAAUUAUUUGGCUUUGGUACAGCUUAUAAAAUCUUUACUUCCAAGUGGCAAGACUCUUUCAGUCACUUUACCCGCUUCCUAUGCGUCUCUUAAGUACUACCCAGUUUCAUCAAUGCAAAACUACGUAGAUUACUUUGUAUAUAUGACAUAUGAUCUUCAUGGGCAAUGGGAUUACUCAACUGGAGAAGGAGUGCAAUGUCAUACAAACAAAACAGCAGUCAAUGACUCAUUAUUGAUGCUUGCAAAGGCUGGUGUAACUAUGUCGAAGGUAUAUGGAGGACUCGUCAAUUACGGAAGAUCUUAUCAGUUAUCUUCUGCGAAGUGCACUGCAGUGGGUUGUCCUUUCACGGGGCCCAAUUCAGGGGCAAAGGCAGGACCUAUCACUAAUACGCCAGGAAUACUCUCUGAACCUGAAAUCAACGCUAUAGCAUCUUCCACCAGGAAAAAUAAGAGAUCGACAGAUUCUAAAGCUCAGUGCGAUAUCAUGGUAUUUGACAAUACUCAAUGGGUCGCGUGGCCAAAGGCAGGUGAAAGAACAACCAUGCAACUGUAUUUCAAAGCUUCUGGGCUUGGCGGCUCUGCCCUUUGGCUUUCAAACUACUAUAACACGUAG
Molecule: messenger RNA, 1491 nt
Organism: Priceomyces carsonii
Lineage: Eukaryota; Fungi; Ascomycota; Pichiomycetes; Serinales; Debaryomycetaceae
Exons: 1
Coding region: 1-1491 (496 amino acids)
Biological process (GO): carbohydrate metabolic process
Molecular function (GO): chitin binding; hydrolase activity, hydrolyzing O-glycosyl compounds
Source: RefSeq, a predicted model, not a curated record